AUGGAUCAACCUCCCGGCGCGAGAGCGUUGCAAGCGACGGCGACAGAUAGGCUCGGAUAUUUGCGGCGACGCCUUCGUAUUGGUAUUCAAAACGUCGCGAACAGAGGACGGAAUGAGGAGGAGAGAAGAGACCACGAGCGCGCUCCAAAUCUUCCCGAACGAGUCCAGGAGGAUGACGAACCUCCGCAGUGCAGAAUAUGCAUGUCCGACGUGAACGAUGAGAACAGUGAGCUUGGUAAGUUAUUUUCACCGUGCAUGUGCAAAGGGAGCGUUGGUCUCGUCCACAGGAAAUGCUUGGACCGAUGGCGAACGCUCUCUUCCAAUCCGCGAUCGUACUUCUCCUGCGAUCAGUGUAAAUACGAUUAUAACUUGGAGCGAACAGAGUACGCAAAAUGGCUAGAGCGAGAAGAGUUGCCAAACAUAUUUGCCGUGCUCGCGACUUUUCUUCUCGCGUUGACGAUUGGUGUCGCUUUGCGAACGAUAUCCUUCGCGCUGGUUCAAAUCUUAACCUUCAUUGGUAACCGCGUGCUUCCAAAAACCUCCCUCGCCAGCUGGAUACGUAUUAAAGGUCAAUACUACCUCUACGUGGAAAAUAUCUUCUACCGUUCCGUCUUGUGGUUCCCUCCGUGGCGCCCGGAACGUUUACGAUUCGUCGUGUUCCAAAACCAACAACAGUCCCCGGCACGAGGCUUAGGGAAAAUCUUCAACUGGCAAAGGAUUAUCCAAGUCUUUCCCGCCCUCCCUAACCGCUUAGACGUGCUCGUCGGUGGUAUUUUCACCUUGGGCACCACCUUCUUUUUGUACCACAACGUCACUCGAUUCCGGCGGGACUUCCGGAACCACGCGGAAAGAGUCGGACCAUCUAUCCUCUUCCUCUUCGUCGGCUCCGGCGGCCGAGGCUUGCGCAUCCCCGUCGUCGUCGGAUUGGCGUAUUCCUACAUGGUCUCCCACGAAUUCGCCCGAGUGAAGUGCAAAGAAUUGCUCCAAAAGUUUGGCGAGAUUGUCAUGGAAGUCAGCGGAGAAGAAUAG
This is a messenger RNA of Bathycoccus prasinos, 1029 nucleotides long. RefSeq lists its product with no specific name. The record is from RefSeq and is a predicted model, not a curated record. Gene Ontology annotation, molecular function: zinc ion binding. The transcript has a single exon. The coding region runs from base 1 to 1029 and encodes 342 amino acids. Lineage: Eukaryota; Viridiplantae; Chlorophyta; Mamiellophyceae; Mamiellales; Bathycoccaceae.